Messenger RNA from Jaculus jaculus (lesser Egyptian jerboa), 966 nucleotides. RefSeq names its product olfactory receptor 51G1. NCBI's taxonomy places the organism in Eukaryota, Metazoa, Chordata, Mammalia, Rodentia, Dipodidae. Gene Ontology annotation, molecular function: olfactory receptor activity; G protein-coupled receptor activity. Gene Ontology annotation, cellular component: membrane. The record is from RefSeq and is a predicted model, not a curated record. Gene Ontology annotation, biological process: G protein-coupled receptor signaling pathway. The coding region runs from base 1 to 966 and encodes 321 amino acids. The transcript has a single exon.
AUGGCCAUCCUUUACAACAACAGCCUUCAAAAAGCCACUUUUUUCCUGACGGGUUUUCAAGGUCUGGAAGAACUCCAUGGCUGGAUCUCCAUUCCUUUCUGCUCCAUCUACUUGACUGUUAUUUUAGGGAACAUUACCAUUCUGCACGUCAUCCGGACUGAUGCCACACUCCACGAACCCAUGUACUAUUUCUUGGCCAUGCUGGCCCUAACAGACUUGGGCCUUUGCCUCUCCACACUGCCCACUGUGCUGGGUAUCUUCUGGUUUGAUGCCCGAGAGAUUGGCAUCGCCGCCUGCUUUACUCAGCUCUUCUUCAUCCACACCUUGUCCCUGGUGGAGUCUUCAGUUUUACUGUCCAUGUCCUUCGACCGCUACGUGGCCAUCUGCAACCCGCUGCGUUACUCCACCAUCCUGACAUCCACGCGCAUCGUCAAGAUGGGGCUGAGCUCGGUGCUCAGGAGCGCAGUCCUCAUCCUCCCCUUGCCGUUCCUCCUCAAGCGCUUCCAAUAUUGCCGCAGCCAUGUGCUGGCCCACGCCUACUGUCUGCACCUAGAAAUCAUGAAGCUGGCCUGCUCCAGCAUCGUCGUCAAUCACAUCUACGGGCUCUUCGUCGUGGCCUGCACCGUGGGCGUGGACUCCUUGCUCAUCUUCCUCUCCUACGCGCUGAUCCUGCGCGCGGUGCUGGGCAAAGCCUCCCGCCGCGAGCGCCUGCGGACGCUCAACACCUGCGUCUCGCACGUCUGCGCCGUGCUGCUCUUCUACAUCCCCAUGAUUGGCUUGUCUCUUGUGCAUCGCUUCGGGGAGCAUCUGCCCCGCAUCGUGCACCUUCUAAUGUCCUAUGUGUACCUUUUGGUACCACCCCUCAUGAACCCCAUUGUCUACAGCAUCAAGACCAAGCAAAUUCGCCAGCGUAUUAUUAAAAAGUUUGAGUUUUUUAAGUCACUUAGAUGUUUACAGAAGAACUAG